AUGGAUUUUUAUUGUUAUAUGUUAUAUACUACCAUUGUCUUUCAAUUUCUUACAUUAAAUCAUUUUAACUAUGUGAAUGGACAAUAUACUAUGGAAUAUUUUAUUACUGAAGAAUGUCCACCAAAUACAUUAGUUGGAAAUUUAAAUAAUAUACCAUAUAAUUCAAUGAGUCAAUCAUAUUCAUUUAGUACUUUUCAACUUUUAUCAAAUAAUGUAAAUUUUUAUUUGAAUGAAUCUACUGGAUUAUUGUAUACACGUGGUCGAAUCGAUCGUGAAACUAUUUGUUCUGAUAAUAAUAUACACAGUAGUAAUACAAUGAAUAAUCUUCUUCCACAUUCAUCAAAUGACUUUAGAAUUAAAGAAGUUGAUCAACUUGUAAUAAACGAACCGAAUUCUCUAAAUACAGGAUAUAUUACUAAAUCAAGUUGUGAAAUAUUACUACAAGCCUUACAAUUUAUACAUGAUUCUCAUUCACGUGAAAAUAAUGAACAACAGCAUAGAGUGAUAUUAAUAAAAAUAUAUAUAUUUGAUAUAAACGAUAAUACACCAUCAUGGCAAGAGAAUAUUAUACAAAUCAGUGUACCAGAACAUACUUCAGUCGGUACUAGAAUACCCUUACCAACAGCUAAUGAUCCAGAUUGUGGACCUAUUAAUACAACUGUAAAUUAUUCACUACUUGAUGAAAAUGUAAAAUUUCAGUCUUCCGUCAUAAAUUCAGAAAAAACAUCUUCAAUGCAAAAUGUUUUCCAUUUAGAUGCAGAGCUUAUAUCAAAUCCAGAUAUGAAUUUAAACACUGUGUGGAAUUAUCAAGCAAUUACUUGUAAACCACGGAUUUUUCGUUUAUGGCUUCGUAUUACACAAGAUUUAGAUUGUGAUGAUGAUGAUAAUACCGAUGAAACUGAUACUUUGACUUCAUCGAAACUGUAUCACCCUGAAAGUGUGAAAGUAAAACAUGCAAAGUUGACUUUAAUUGCAGUGGAUGGUGGUCAACCGGUUAGUUUGACAGGCACUGUAACAAUAAAUAUAACAGUUACAGAUAUUAAUGAUCAUGCUCCCGAGUUUAUCGACUCUGAUCGAUAUCACUCUAAAACUACAAGCGAAUCAUCUUUAGUUCACUUAUCACCUGUCUACUCAGAAAAUGGAGAAUUAUAUAUACAGCUUCCUGAAAAUACUCCAGCUGGACGAGUUAUAUAUAAAGCACAAGCGGUUGAUCGUGAUGAAUCAGAUAAGAAAAAGCUUAAAUACACACUAGGAACAUCAGCCGGUCUAGAUGUUAGGGAUACAUUUAGAAUAGACCCGAAAUCAGGUGAAGUAAUUCUUUUACGUUCACCGGAUUAUGAGCAACACAGAAUACACAUUUUACCAAUCACAGUAACGGAUGGUAAACACUUGAUAACGCAAAAGUUGACUGUACGAAUUCAAAACAUAAAUGAUCACCCUCCUAUGAUUUCAGUUCGUCCAGUCAUUAAACAGAAAUCGAGUAAUUUUUCUUCAAGUUCAUCGAUACGUCCCGGAGUUCGAAACUUUAUUAAUGGUCGAACGAUUCUACUAUAUGUAACUGAACAUGAACCACCAGGCCAGUUAAUAGGAACUGUAACAGUAACUGAUUCUGAUGAAAUUUCUGACCGAUUCUUGCUAAAUCAGACAAUUUGA
This is a messenger RNA of Schistosoma mattheei, 1653 nucleotides long. Lineage: Eukaryota; Metazoa; Platyhelminthes; Trematoda; Strigeidida; Schistosomatidae. The record is from the annotation of a GenBank genome assembly.